Messenger RNA from Camellia sinensis, 3176 nucleotides. NCBI's taxonomy places the organism in Eukaryota, Viridiplantae, Streptophyta, Magnoliopsida, Ericales, Theaceae. The record is from RefSeq and is a predicted model, not a curated record.
CCCCAAGCUCCGAUUCAAUCCAUUGACGAGCUGUCAAUCCAUCAUUAAACUUAACAAAUGCAGGUAACAAAUUUCUUUGGGCUCUAACAUCACUGUAAUUGAAUUUUUUGUCACAUUGAACAAAUUCCUUAUGCAUUAUCUCAAAAAUAGGAGUUUCUUACACUUUUGACAUGUUUUACAGAAACAAGAAGAAUGUUCCAGUUUCAAAUGUUGAUCGGGGAAGAAAAGCAAAACCUCCGUAUAUGAGGACAAAAUUCUUGAGGAUAAAAACCUCCGUAUCGCUACAGUAUAGGAGGGAAAAGGAGGAUUUAAAGACAGGAAUUGCCUUUUGAUUCGGGGGCCCAGAAAGAGUUAGUCGGGAGAGGCCCAAUUAAUCUCAUUCGGUGGGUGGUCCGUAGCCUAGAAGCAAGCUCAUGUAAUCGAAAAUCGCAAAAUAAAUAAAUAAAUAAAAUAGCGUAUAAAACAUGUGAUUUUUUUGGAGGGCAAAUAUUAAAUUAGAAAAAUUAUAAUACAACCAUUCACAUCUACUAGGUGAUCGCGGAAUGGAUUGAAUCAGGUGGCAUUUCAUUCAUCAUCCGUUCAAAAUAGGCAGAUUAGAAAAAAAAAUCAAUCUGCAUCCAUCUACCAGUUUGGCGGAUGUAUAUUGCACAGGCCAUGCUGGUUGGCAGAUGAAUGCGAUCAGUUUGGCGGUUUAAACCUUAUAAAUUUUAGACAUUUUUUUGAAUUAUAAUUCAUAACUUUUACAAUCUAUAAUAACUAGUAAUUUGAAGAAAAAAAAAAAUGUAUUAUUUGUCUAUCAUAAAUUAUGGCACCGUGUAUGUAUAUUUUCAAAGUAAUGUUUUCUAUUUUUACAAAAAUAUAUACUGUAUUAUUUCUAUUCUUUGUUGUUAUUUGUUAGCAGUUUCUUUUUUAUUUUUUUUGAACUUCAUCUACAACCGGAUCGGGUUCAUACGGGUGCGGGAUAAUUGAUCUGCCGUCCGAACCAUGUCCACAGAUUUUGAAAUAUUUUAUCUGCAUCUGCCGGCCGAAAGACAUGCAUCCACCUAAAAUUAAUUGGGUUAGAUCGGUCGGUUAGGUUGGUGGGUUGAACAGAUCCAUGAUCACCUCUAACAUCUACAAAUAUUACCAUAACCAACAUCAUCAUUCCAUCAUCCCAAUAAUCAUCAUCAUUACACCACUGUCGCCAACUCACUUUUAUCUUCAUUACAUUACACCUUUACUAUCACCGCAAUCACUAUUUUCUUAUUUUCACAAUCAUUAUCAUUGGCACUAUAGUUACCAUUGUUGCCUCUACUUCCAUCACCACCACCAACCGACUUACUAUCACAAUAUACAAUUAAAAGAUAUAAAAAUUUAAAUUUAAUAUUGUACAUAUCAAAUAAUUUAUUUUAAUUCUACACUUACAUUUUUAUCAAACAUAUUCUUAGCUUACAAAAUUUAGCAUUCAAUUUUCACCACUUAAUUUUUAUUUUUUCAAUUUUAUUAAACACCACUUAAGUCAUCCAUCUAUCUCUGUAUAAAGAAACUAAAAAAAAAUAAAAAUAAAUUCAAGAAGCAUAUUAUCUUAUUGAGAUUUUUGGAUAGAAGUCCCACAAAUGGAUUAUAUCUUAUAAAAUGUCCAAGUUAAAAUAUUUUAAUAUCUAAGAUCUUUCAUGUCAUAUUUUUAUUGUGAAAAGGACAAAUUAAAAUAAAUAAAUAAAUAAAAUAAAAUAAAAUUGGACUUUUUUACCUACAACUUUCAUUAUCUUCUAUAGCCUCUCAUUUUCUCUCAAAGUUAUAAAUUAUAAUUCAAAAAAAUGUCUAAAAUUUAUAAGGUUUAAACCGCCAAACUGAUCGCAUUCAUCUGCCAACUGGCAUGGCCUGUGCAAUAUACAUCCGCCAAACUAGUAGAUGGAUGCAGAUUGAUUUUUUCUCUAAUCUGCCUAUUUUGAACGGAUGAUGAAUGAAAUGUCACCUGAUUCAAUCCAUUCCGCGAUCACCUAGUAGAUGUGAAUGGUUGUAUUAUAAUUUUUCUAAAUUUAAUAUUUGCCCUUCAAAAAAAUCACAUGUUUUAUACGUUGUUAUUUUAUUUAUUUAUUCAUUUUGCAAUUUUCGAUUACGUGAGCUUGCUUCUAGGGUACAGACCACCCACUGAAUGAGAUUAAUUGGGCCUCUCCCGACUAACUCUUUCUGGGCCCCCGAAUCAGAAGGCAAUUCUUGUCUUUAAAUCCUCCUUUUCCCUCGUGUACUGUAGCGAUACGGAGGUUUUUGUCCUCAAGAAUUUUGUCCUCAUAUACGGAGGUUUUGGUUUUCUUCCCUGAUCAACAUUUGAAAUUGGAACAUUCUUAUUGUUUUUGUAAAACAUGUCAAAAGUGUGGGAAACUCCUAUUUUUGAGAUAAUGCAUAAGGAAUUUGUUCAAUGUGACAAAAAGUUCAAUUACAAUGAUGUUAGAGCCCAAAGAAAUUUGUUACCUGCAUUUGUUAAGUUUAACAAUGGAUUGACAGCUCGUCAACGGAUUGAAUCGGAGCUUGGGGGUGCAGGUGCGAAUUGGAUACAUCUGCAAGUUGAUGAUGGAAAAUGGGUUGUUCCUGCAUUUUGCAGUUGGAUUCAAUGCAUGCCAGAGAGCUACUUCAACUGUCAGCACUGCAGUAACCCCUGUUCCAAGAUUACCAUCGGAGAUCACUGGGCAACCUGUGGAGAAGAUGUUUUCUGAUUUUCCUGAACUGUUUCAACCUUUUGCCCAUUAAUCUGGUAAAUCAAUCUUCAUCUGUUAUGUAUAAAUGAUUUCAGAGAAAUUGAAAUCAGUUCCCAAAUGAUUUCUGAGAAGAGAAAUUGAAAUCAGUUCCCAAAUGAUUUCUGAGAAUUUGUAGACGAGUUUUUUUCAUUUCAGAUCUGUUGGUAUUUUAAAUUGUGAACUGUUGAACCUUUGCACGAAGAGAUACCUGGGACACCCGACCGGUCGUCCCCCGGGUCAUCCAGCCGGUCGACCUACUGGUCAUCCCCUGUGGCCAGCUUGCUCUGCUUUUAACUGUUUGAACCUAGAACUAUUUGAACCUUUGCACAAAGAGACCCCGUACCUGAAAAAAAAUUGAUAAUGUUUUGUAAGAUUUACGUUAUGAUUUGUAUUUUAAAAUAUUAAACUUAGUGUAUUUAUGUUAAUUUUUAUUAAUAUGUAUUCUCAAAAGUUGUUGACUUU